Molecule: messenger RNA, 2269 nt
Organism: Ceraceosorus guamensis
Lineage: Eukaryota; Fungi; Basidiomycota; Exobasidiomycetes; Ceraceosorales; Ceraceosoraceae
Product: PAP2-domain-containing protein
Exons: 3
Coding region: 315-2117 (600 amino acids)
Biological process (GO): lipid biosynthetic process; protein N-linked glycosylation
Cellular component (GO): intracellular membrane-bounded organelle; endoplasmic reticulum membrane
Molecular function (GO): dolichyldiphosphatase activity
Source: RefSeq, a predicted model, not a curated record
UAAUUGUUCAAGUCUCGAAGAGCAAUCUAGCUUUUCACCACUAAUCCUGGCCUAUCUUGACUCCCCCCAGAUGCAGACACGCCCCCAUUCAUCGCCCUUGCAAGGGCACAAAGCGUCAUGCCGCUCAGAGAAGGGUGCUGAAACACCAAAAGCGUCAAGGCUCAGCUGAACCGAAACGAUCCACGGCGUGGCUUCAAGCACUGCACAAGUGCCAUCGCAUUGACUGCGGACGAGAGGAUACACUUUGAAGGAUCGAGGCGCUCGAGCCUUCUCGCCGCGUCGCAUCAUCGCUCUUCAGCCGGACGAUACUCAUCAUGUCAGCGCCAGGUUCCUCCAUCGAUCCCUCUAGCUACUCAGUGCUAGGUCUAACGCACGUACAGUACAACCAGCACGAUCCCUUUGCCAAAGCGCUAGCUCUGAUAACCCUCAGUCCCAUAUUCUUGCUAUGCUCCUACGUCACCAUCAUUCUCUACAGAAGGGAGUUGACAUUCAUCAAUGCGCUUAUUGGGCAGUUGGGAUGCGAGGGAGUCAACUGGGGCUUGAAGAGGUUGAUCAGGCAGCCUAGACCUACUGGUAACCUAGGCUCAGGUUACGGCAUGCCCUCUUCUCACGCCCAAUUCGUCGGUUUCUUUGCUGCCUACUUUUUGGCCCACUUUGCUCUGCAUCAUCCCAAAGCUGCCAGACCUGCGACGCUUGUCAACACCAUGCGAAGGUUCGAGCACGCUGUAGCCAUGUUGGCCAUCGCGAGCUGCGCCGCCAUCACCGCAUACAGCCGAUAUCAUCUUUCCUAUCAUACGGCAGCACAGAUCUGGGUAGGCCUUUCACUAGGAAUAGCCAUCGGCUCCACAUGGUAUUACAUAGCAGAGUACCUGCCCCGCAAGCCUCUCAGAUUGCCCAUCCCUCUAGGCUCGCCUCAUCAAUCACCAGCCACCGGUGAUCCGAAAAGCAGAACAUCUGCGCGGGUCGAGGCUGAGAGAACAAAGCUUGGCUCUCCUCUCGAGCUUCGACAAAGGCUGCGCAAGUCGAUCAGCGCUAAGGAACAAGAGAUCGCUCAUGCUAGUAAUCAGGUACCCACAACCUCGCCAGACCAAAAGCGCGCAAGACGUCGAUCAUCCCUCUCUUCCUUCUUACCGGAGCUUCAUCCCGCUCCUCCGCUACGUCAGUUGAUCCUGGACCAUCCCAUCGCGGUAGCUUUUCGAAUCAGGGAUUCGUGGACUGUAUGGCUGGACGGAGGCAUCGAGCAAGAGUACGGUCGAUGGCGGGACGAAUGGUUGGACAGGCGAACCGAGUGGAGGCAAGACGAUGCGCUCGCAGAUUCACCCAUCGAUCAACGCUUGAGCGAUUUGCCGCUUCUCGAGCGACGUGCCUUUCCCAACAAGGAUGAUACAGGUGGAGAAGCAUGGACGUCAAAGCAAGACGAGAUUCAUUACAGACGUUUGCUGAAAACGCUAGCAUUAGCGGAUCUUUGCGUUGCCAACCAGACCGCUUUUUGCGUAGGAUGCGUCGUCAGUCCUUCGCGCGCGUCUUCUGCGCAAGGGGAGCAAAUACUAGCUACGGGCUACUCCCGGGAACUUCCGGGCAACACGCACGCUGAAGAAUGUGCAUUGCAAAAGUUGCUGCUUUUGCGAGAUUCGUCGAUGGCUGCGUUUGAGCCCGAGACGAUUUGGUUGGAUCUGUACACUAGUAUGGAACCGUGUUCUGUACGAGGAUCUGGCAACACCAGCUGCGUAUCUCGCAUCCUCUCAUUCAACACCUCCUCCAUCUCAUCCGCCUCCACCUCGCCUUCCCCUUCCUCCGGAGGAGGCGGUGCUGCAUCAUCUGCAAAACGCGCGGGCACGGGCAUGGGCACGGGCAAGGGCGCGCGCGCUUGCUACCAGAUAUCCCGCGUGUUCAUGGGGGUCAAAGAACCGCAAGAUUUCGUGCAGUGCGAAGGCGUUCGCAUGUUGAGAGAGGCGGGCGUGCAGGUCAUCAGCGUCCUGCCACCUGAGAGAGAGACGAGCAGGUUGGGAUUGAAACAUGGUUGGUUGGAGAGGGAAGCGCUCAGGAUUGCCAAGAAGAGCCACCUGGACCAAGCCGGGUCUGAAGGUGCCGAGGUCGCGUGGAAAGGUCUUGCUUGAUAUCUCCCCAGAUCGAACGCGCGUCUCUCGCACAAAGAAAUUUCUUCAACCCCAUCCCACCCUUCUCGGCCUCUUUCGUCUCCAAAAUUUUCUCGUAUCAUGCCUGCUAUUUAUACUUCUCGCAAUGCAAUCACAAAAGUCACCACUGCACU